Molecule: messenger RNA, 1982 nt
Organism: Aspergillus heteromorphus CBS 117.55
Lineage: Eukaryota; Fungi; Ascomycota; Eurotiomycetes; Eurotiales; Aspergillaceae
Product: MFS transporter
Exons: 7
Coding region: 18-1982 (654 amino acids)
Biological process (GO): transmembrane transport
Molecular function (GO): transmembrane transporter activity
Source: RefSeq, a predicted model, not a curated record
GUUCUCGCUAGUCCAUCAUGUCAGAUACCACAUUAGCCCCAGAAGCUGGCUUCAAGUCAGCCAUCACCCAGCUCGACGAUGUCGAGCACUCAUCCGCCGACGAAAAGACCAAAGAUCCCAAUAUUGUCGACUUCGACGGACCCAAUGACCCUGAGAAUCCGAUGAACUGGUCCGCUACCAAGAAGACGAUGACCAUAGCCAUUGUUUCGGUUAUGACAAUGCUCUCCCCCAUCGGCUCAACCAUCAGCUCGGCCGGCGCCCCCGACAUCAUGUCCCACUUUCACUCCACCAACGCCUCCCUCGAGUCCUUUAUCACCACCGUCUACCUCCUGGGCUACACCUUCGGACCCAUUGCUAUUGCCCCCCUCUCCGAACUAUACGGCCGCGCACCGCUGUACAAGAUCUGCAUGGUUCUCUUCGUGAUCUUCAACAUCGCCUGCGCUGUCGCCAAUACUCUCCCCUCCCUGAUCGUCUUUCGACUGCUUGCCGGUGUCUGGGGCUCCUGCCCCGUUACCCUCGGCACAGGGUCUAUCGCCGACAUGAUCCCCCGCGAGAAACGCGCCGGGGCCAUGGCAGCAUACGUCCUCGGGUCAGUCCUCGGACCCACCAUCGGGCCCAUCUGCGGAGGCUAUCUAACUCCAGCGGCAGGCUGGCGCUGGAAUUUUUGGCUGCUGGCUAUAUUGGCGGGUGUUGUGGCCGUGGUUGUCAUUCUCUUCGUACACGAGUCUUACCCGUACGUGCUGCUCCAGCAAAAGACGCGGCGUCUGCGCAAAGAAACAGGCAACCCGAAUCUCCGUUCCGCGUUGGACACGGGGCGAACGCCCCGCGAGCUAUUCACGUUUUCGAUCUGGCGACCCCUGAAGAUGCUUCUCUCGCCGAUUGUCUUCGCGCUGUCCCUCUAUGCUGCGGUGGUGUACAGCUACAUGUACCUAUGCUUCACCACCUUCCCGCUUGUCUUCGCAGACCAGUAUGGCUUCGGUAGCGGGGCGUCGGGUCUGGCGACUCUGGGUCUGGCACUCGGUUCUGCGGUCGGGGUUGUUAUCUGCGGUGUGUCUGUGGAGAGACUGUCCGCGUAUCUGACGAAGAGAAAUGGCGGGGAGCCGAAGCCGGAGUAUCGGUUGCCUACUCUGGCUAUUGGGGGGGUUUGUGUCCCCAUCGGACUGUUCUGGUAUGGGUGGACAGCAGAGAGUAAGACGCAUUGGAUUGUGCCGAUUAUUGGGACGGGGUUUGUGGGGUCGGGAAUGAUAGUGACUUAUAUGGCCAGUUCUAUGUACCUAGUCGACGCGUACACCGUGUACGCCGCGUCAGUAACCGCCUCCAGCACCAUUCUUCGGUGUCUCUUCGGCUCUCUGCUCCCUCUGGCUGGCAACGCCAUGUUCAGCGCCUUGGGAGUCGGCUGGGGGAACUCGGUCCUGGGAUUUAUAUCCGUGGCUUUUCUGCCGGUUCCGUUCUUCCUGUAUCUGCUGGGGGAGGGACAUCCGAGCGGUGCCUCAGGAUUUGAGUCAGAUGCCUCAAUGCCAAUCAAAACAGGAAGCAACUACAACAUCCCCUACACAGAGGAGUUUGCGGACUCUCUAGAUAAAGAUGCACGCGCCCUUGCAGGAGCACUGGGCUUCCAAAAGACAUCCCAGAUAAAUGACCUGUUCUACACCGACCCCAACACGAGCAAUCUCCUCAACCAGUGGGUGAAUGAUCGCCAGGCGGUAUUUGGCCUUGUAUCAACCACAAGACCGGCGCCGGUGACAGUGUCACGACUAUUUGCUACGACUGAGGUUCCCCUAUAUGGGGCGCUGUUUGAUGCUGGCUCGCCACCCCGGAUCGGUGGUCUAGUGACAGCAAAAAAUAUCGUUGUCCUAAACAUGAUCUGGUACAUCCAUCGCUUUUUGGAAGCACACCCGACGUUGUUCCCAAAUUCUACAGUGAACCCCGUUAGCCUCCGCGACAAUGACCUCUUUCUGGAACCAGGGGAGUCUCGCCAGUAA